UUGCGUUUUCGCGGUAUUUUUUUCUAUUAAUUUUUUACCGCUUGUUUGUGUUGAGAUACCGCACGUGUCGUGAUAUUCCAAAAGGAAACAUAUACGUGCAAGUGCACCAACUUGGCGGGAUUUACAUCUGUUUUCAAAUGUGUUUUCAAGGUAAUCUAGAGUUAUUAUCAGACAUGAAAUUCUUCCAUCAAAACAAUCGUCCAAUACUUUUACAGUCCACGAUGCCCACAUUCGUCUAACGACGAAAUAGAACUUAACAUCUCGUAAAACAGGCCGAAGUAGCAUAUAAUUUGAAAACGUGUUUCGUUAUCACGAUCAUUAUCACAUAUGCACGUAUUUAGGUUGUCCGUAGACUUCGUAUUACUCACACGGAACACAGUGGUAAAAUAAAUGAGCGAAGCGUUAGUUAGAAAGAGUAAAGUUUCGUACAGAGGUCGCGAUUAAACGCUUACUCAUAUGUAUGCACGCAGUAGACGUACGAGUUUGUAGCUUGAUUGUAGGGGAGUUGACGUUUAUCGAGUAUCAGCAGUCUCUAACAGAUAAUCGAAAAGUAUUGCGAAAUGCUUUAUGAUCACGAAAUAUCGAAAAUAUACAGAAAACGACAGAAAAUUAUUUCUUUCAUUUUGGCGCGAUCAACACGAUACUAGACACAUAUACUCAUAAGCGGCAUCACGCAGUUGCAUGAUUGCACGAGUGAGCCAAGACAAUAGAAUAAAGGAAGAGAAUAAGAAGGUAAACUUGUGAGAUAGUAGAAGUGAUGCGUCGAAAUCGGCCGUAACUCGAUCAGCCUGCUAAUUUACGCAGAACACCUUCGAAAUGUUUGAGCCCACGGAACAGGGAAAGGAAUUGUGGAUGCAAACGGGUGUUGAACUCAGAGGUGGAAGUAUUAGGGAAGACGAGGUCCACAGUCUAGGAACAUUAAACAUUGUCGAAUAUUCUUUUGGGAAAUGUAUAGAAUGGAAACCCAUUGAGGAUUCUGUGGUAUUAGAGAAUCAAGCUCAGGAUCCGGAAUGGUCUUUAGUAGACACUCAUACCAGGCGUACUCCUACCUCACCAGAAGGAACAGACUCUCUUGGACGUACAAGAACCGUCAGAAUUUUGUUCACAGACUUACACUCCUUUCGUAUAAAUCAUAAAGGGCAACAGCUUAUAUUCAUACAAAAGGAUGGUACCACCCAUGUUGCUUUCUUUCAGUUGUCUAAUGCUGAAAGUUUUGUAAAUUCUUUAAAAGGUUUCCUUAGAUUUGUAAAGUCCCGUACGAAUAGAAAUUUGUACAUCAUAGUAGACGAAGUGCCGUCUGUGUUAACCAAAUCAUUCGCCGAGUUAGACUUAUUUCCGGAAAAUACGUCGGAUUACGUUUGGAAAUUUGUGAAGAAUUUACAAAACCGUCCAUAUGAAACAACAUUGGAAGCCUUUAGUAAACUGGCAGAUAUUUGGUUGUAUAAAGAACCAGCUAAACGUCCAGUCGAGGAAGCAGUCGCGGAUAUACUAAAUAAUUCGCUUUCGAUCGAUGUUCCUCAUCCGCCGGUAUCGAUAAGUUCUGGGGAGGAGUACGAAGUAAUAGGGGUGCAUGAAUUGAGUUUGACAUUACCGCCGCGACGACCAUGUCCAAGAGGUUUACCACUGUCGCCAGAACAGUGGAAAAAAUAUAAGGACCCAGAGGGGAGAAUUAUAAAUCCUCAAGCAGUAAAAGAAAUUAUUUUUCAUGGGGGUGUUGUCCCGUCUUUGCGAUUUAAAGUAUGGAAGUUUUUAUUAAAUUACUACCCAUGGGACUCUACGCGCAUUGAAAGAUUAAACUACAAAAAGAAAAAGACCGACGAAUAUUACAAAAUGAAAUUGCAAUGGAGGUCCAUGACUUCUGUACAAGAAAAUAAUUUUUCUGAUUACCGGGAUCGAAAAAGUUUGAUAGAAAAGGACGUUAAUAGGACGGAUAGAACGCUUCCCUAUUAUCUGGGCGAUAAUAACCCACACUUGGUAGAAUUGUACGAUAUUCUCAUGACGUAUGUAAUGUACAAUUUUGAUUUGGGAUACGUCCAAGGUAUGAGUGACCUUCUUAGUCCUAUUUUAUGUUUAAUGAAAAGCGAGGUCGAUGCGUUUUGGAGUUUCGUUGGGUUUAUGGAUAAAGUGAGUACCAAUUUCGAUAUUGACCAAGCUGGAAUGAAACAUCAAUUGUGCCAAUUGUAUACUCUUUUGAGUACUAUAGAUCCGCAAUUAGCCCACUACUUAAAUAUGCAGGAUUCGGGGAAUAUGUUUUUUUGUUUCCGAUGGCUUUUGGUACUAUUUAAAAGGGAAUUCAACGCGCUCGAUAUAAUGAAAUUGUGGGAAAUAUUAUGGACUGGGUUACCGUGCAAAAAUUUUCAUCUACUUUUAUGCAUAGCUAUUUUAGACACGGAAAGAAGCACGUUUAUGGAAAACCGUUACGGAUUCACAGAGAUAUUAAAGCAUAUAAACGAUCUUUCGCUUAAUAUCGAUCUAUCUGCGAUGCUAUCCAAAGCAGAGGGUAUUUACUGUCAAUUAAUGUCGGUAGCGGAUCAGUUACCUGAUAAUGUUCGCACAAUAAUUGGGCUUGAACCUUUGAAUAAAACAUCUUUGACUAAUAUCGCAACAAACGGCGAAGCUUCGGGUCACAAUGUCGAAGCUAAUACAAAUGAUAGCAAUUCGCGAAGAAAUAGUACAGAAAGUGGUAAUGUUAAGUUUGGGGAUGACGAAGUGUCGUUCGAACGUGGAUUAAAUUUAUCACAUAUGUGAGAUCAGGAUGGAUCGUUUAUCAUAAUUUGAGAAACGUGUGGUGCACCGUCAUCGAUUUAACAAGACUCACACUUUUAAAGAAAAACUCUCACUGUCGGUUUUUGCGACGAGAAUUUGUGUGUUGUUUGUUGGAACAAUGCAACGAUGCCUUUUUCGGCACUCAACGAACUUUAUCGCGCAUAAUCGAUAUCUCGAAUGCGAAACCUUACAAAGGUAUCUUUAUAUCCAACGAAUCGUUCUGAUGGAAGUGCCGAUGUCCAGCUGGUACGUUUUGAUCGUUGAAUUUGAAGUUUUGCUGUAUAAAUGUCAAAUAUUACCUCGAAUUUACGAAGUUGCAGCGAGAACUAUUGUUAGUAACGUUGAAUUUUGAGGUAUUUAUGAAAUUCACUGUAAUUACGAAGAGAUUAUAGAUCGCGCAUAUUUAGCAAAUAAGAAAUAGUUUCAUACAAACGUAUAUUCUUUAUCGUAACCAUAUUUUCGAUGCAUCGUGAAUUUGGAACGAUGUGUAAAAACGAUUCACACUGUACUUUAACCGAUGUUAUGUGUUCGUGUCAUUUUCACUUAAGUUCAAUGGUCUUUUUCCAGAUUUGUACAAAGCCUCACGACAGUACUGUAUAUUUCUAAUAAAAAUCACCCGUUUAAU
This is a messenger RNA of Colletes gigas, 3391 nucleotides long. It is a transcript of the gene Tbc1d15-17, whose product is annotated as TBC1 domain family member 15. Lineage: Eukaryota; Metazoa; Arthropoda; Insecta; Hymenoptera; Colletidae. The coding region runs from base 817 to 2748 and encodes 643 amino acids. Gene Ontology annotation, biological process: activation of GTPase activity. Gene Ontology annotation, molecular function: GTPase activator activity. The transcript has 10 exons. The record is from RefSeq and is a predicted model, not a curated record.